UCGCUCCUGCUUUCGGGACAAGCAGAAGAGACGGAGGAUGUGAGUGAAGAAGCCCCGUUGAGGGACCGCUCCCACAUCGAUAACACACUGAUGUUGAAUGAAGACAAGCCAGCGGACGAUUACUCAGCGGUGCUGCAGCGCCUUCGGAAGAUCUACCACACCUCCAUCAAGCCCCUGGAGCAGUCUUACAAAUACAAUGAGCUCCGGCAGCAUGAGAUCACAGAUGGGGAGAUAACUUCCAAGCCAAUGGUACUGUUCCUGGGACCGUGGAGCGUUGGCAAAUCUACCAUGAUUAACUACCUCCUUGGGCUGGAAAAUACUCGCUAUCAGCUCUAUACAGGUGCUGAACCCACCACCUCCGAGUUCACAGUCCUUAUGCAUGGGCCCAAGCUGAAAACCAUUGAGGGCAUUGUCAUGGCUGCAGACAGUGCCCGGUCCUUCUCACCACUGGAAAAAUUUGGUCAGAAUUUCCUGGAGAAGCUGAUUGGCAUCGAGGUUCCCCACAAACUUCUCGAGAGGGUCACUUUUGUGGAUACACCAGGCAUCAUUGAAAACCGCAAGCAACAAGAAAGAGGCUACCCGUUCAACGAUGUGUGUCAGUGGUUCAUCGACAGAGCCGACCUCAUCUUUGUUGUCUUCGACCCCACCAAGCUAGAUGUGGGUCUGGAGCUGGAGAUGCUCUUCCGCCAGCUGAAGGGACGCGAGUCGCAGAUAAGAAUCAUCUUGAACAAGGCGGACAACCUGGCCACGCAGAUGCUCAUGCGCGUGUACGGAGCUCUCUUCUGGAGUCUGGCCCCUCUCAUCAAUGUCACGGAGCCCCCGCGGGUUUAUGUCAGCUCCUUCUGGCCACAGGAUUAUAAGCCUGACACCCACCGGGAGCUGUUCCUCAAAGAAGAGAUCUCCCUCUUGGAGGACCUGAACCAGGUGAUCGAGAACAGAUUAGAGAACAAGAUCGCCUUCAUCCGCCAGCAUGCCAUCCGGGUCCGCAUUCAUGCCCUCCUGGUUGAUCGCUAUCUGCAGACUUACAAGGACAAAAUGACCUUCUUUAGUGACGGAGAACUGGUCUUUAAGGACAUUGUGGAAGACCCUGAUAAAUUCUACAUUUUCAAGACCAUCCUGGCAAAGACCAAUGUCAGCAAGUUUGACCUCCCCAACCGCGAGGCCUACAAGGACUUCUUUGGCAUUAACCCCAUUUCCAACUUCAAACUCCUCUCUCAGCAAUGCUCUUACAUGGGGGGCUGCUUCCUGGAGAAGAUAGAGCGCGCCAUCACCCAGGAGCUCCCCAGCCUCCUGGGUAGCCUGGGGCUUGGGAAGAAUCCGGGUGCUCCCAACUGUGACAAAACAGGGUGUGGUGAGGCCCCAAAGAAUCGCUACAAGAAGCACUAGGUUGUGAGAAGCCAUUCUUGGGUCCCUGUUGGUGAAUAAGCUUGUGUCCUAACUGUCUGAGAAGUCCUGGUUUAUUAACCCUUUGAGCCCACCCCGGUGAGAACCAGCGCGCGGUAGAGAUUUGGGGAGCGGGUUGAGGCCGGUGGCGCAGCGAAGGCGCGUGGGUGAGCAGAGGAGGUGGAAACUGUGAAUUGCAGUGUGCUUGUCUCGUCGCUUCGGUUAGGAGGCCUGGCUGAGGCAAGUCAGGUUCCCUUGCUUCUCCUGGGUCCUGUCUUGGAGGGACAGAGAGCAGCUAAAUUCUAGUGUAUACUAAAUCAAUGAGGGUCAACUGAAAUUCCCCCUUCCCUGCAAGCUGGGCAAAUGGUGACGCCAGGGGAGAGAGGGUCACCCUUCCUCCCACGCUCCGCCUUUUGUGCCUUCCCCAGCCCUCCCUGGCUCUUAACAUUGGAUAGAGUCUCUUGGGUCUGAAUCUGCCUGGCUUUCGAAACUGACCCUGGAACCUCCGGAGAGCAACAGUGGUUAGGACACUAAGAAAGCACAGGCAGUCCUAGGUUAGGACGGGCGUCUGCCUCCCCAGGUGCUGUUUCUUUGGCGUCCCAGCUGGGGAUCUCAGAUACUUCAUUGGCCCCAAGAGAGGAGUAAACAGGAGGUGUAUUCAGAUAAUUUCCCCAUUGGAACUGACUUAAGUGAAGGUACUGGAGGGGCUCAGGGGGUUAAUUGGUUUGCAGUGUGUCUUUGUCUAUUGCAUGUCUUGGAAAACUCAGAUCACAAAGGUGUUGGGCCUCAGAGAGGACAGCAGAGACCUUGUUCCUUGGCCUUGGGGGCUUCCCUGGACAGUCGGCCUCUCCCAAAUUUAGCAGGAGGCUUCUCCCACGAGGUCACUGCGGGGAGCCCUUGGCAGAGGUGCCCCGCCUGUUCCCAUUACCAUGGCGUUCCCUUUCCUUUCUUCUCCAUUCCCUGAUGCACCAACACUCCCCACUCAGCGAAAUUCCUUAGGGUCAGAACCAGCACUAUCCACUCGGCCAGCUGAAGCUGGAGGUUUGGUUCAGCCUCCACCUGCACUUGGCGUGGCUGCCCGCUGACCGCACGGCCGUGGGACAGUCGGUGCCUUCAGCCACCGCUGAGUGUGCAUCUGUGCGUCCACCUUCCGGGACAGAGAUUAGGAGAUGACAGACUGGAGGGCACCGAGGAAGGACUCUUGAGAGUCUCCCGUGGCCGGAAACACUGCGACCUUGGAGGGAGGGCGUGGGGACAGGAAGCCUGGGGAGAUAAGCUACCCUCUUAAGGGCUUCCUUGCAGCAUAGCUGGUUGCUCCUCUUGGGAGCAAGCUGUCCCUAGGGCCCAGAUCUUGAGGCAUGGGUCGUGGUCCUCCAGCAUUAGACCAGAAGAAAAGUGGGGAGGAGGGCCGAGCCAGAGUCCCUCGUUCUGAAGAUCAGGCGUGUGAGCAGACCAGGCGAACUGUGGGGGCUGCAAGGAGAACUGCAACG
Jaculus jaculus (lesser Egyptian jerboa) is the source of this 2873-nucleotide messenger RNA. RefSeq names its product sarcalumenin (gene Srl). The transcript is spliced from 6 exons. Bases 91 to 1386 code for a protein of 431 amino acids. NCBI's taxonomy places the organism in Eukaryota, Metazoa, Chordata, Mammalia, Rodentia, Dipodidae. Gene Ontology annotation, molecular function: GTP binding. The record is from RefSeq and is a predicted model, not a curated record.